Molecule: messenger RNA, 1716 nt
Organism: Exserohilum turcica Et28A
Lineage: Eukaryota; Fungi; Ascomycota; Dothideomycetes; Pleosporales; Pleosporaceae
Exons: 6
Coding region: 447-1688 (413 amino acids)
Biological process (GO): NADPH regeneration
Cellular component (GO): cytoplasm
Molecular function (GO): oxidoreductase activity; nucleotide binding
Source: RefSeq, a predicted model, not a curated record
CCAGACUGCCCGCCUGCAAACGGACACGCAGCCGCCCCCAGCUCUCCUCGACGCCGGAGAAGAAAAGAAAGACAGCGGACGGCAAAGAAAUGCGUCUGCAUGCAGGCGGAGGGUGUGCAUCGAUCCCCCACGCCCACGCCCACCCCCGCCUUCAUGUACCCUAAAUGCUAACGUCAUCCGGCCGCGGUUGCCGGUAGAAACGCGUAUGCCCCUCGUGCCCUGCCCCUCGUCGCGUCGCCGGGUCAUAUAUUCUCCGUCGUUAUCGACAAGCAUUCAGACGCCGACGACGCCAGCUCGGGUAUUGACCUGGGGCACUGCCUUCAAAUUAAGCCCUCGGAGUGUCUCUCGUCCUCGUCGCAUCCUGGAAACCUCUGGCUCUGCUGCUGACGCAUUCCCCCCUAAUUGCCCCGUCUGCCCCCAUUUGCUGACCCCCUCGGACAUUCACAAUGGCGCCGGUAGAAGUUCUCAUGGUCGGUACGGGAGAGUACACGACGGGAUUCGUCGGAGGCGGCGCCUCAAAGUCUGACAAAAAGGUCGGCGUGGUGGGCUUGACCCUAUUCGACCUCCGACGACGCGGCAAAGUAGGCAAACUGUCCAUGGUGGGCACAUCCGGUGGCAAAUUCCCCGCCAUCCGCGACCAUCUCCAGAAGAACGUUUCCGAGGCCUACAACAAUUUGGAUGUUUCAUUUGAAGAGUUCCCAAAGGAAGGGAAGACGGACCCCAAUGCCUACAAGACGGCAAUUGACGCGCUCCCCAAAGGCAGUGCCAUCACCAUUUUCACGCCCGACACUACCCACUACCCCAUUGCCCUGUACGCCAUUGAGCGUGGAAUACACGUUCUAAUCACAAAGCCCGCCGUAAAGCUGCUGGAACAUCAUCAGAAACUGCUCGAGGAGGCAAAGAAGCACAACGUCUUUGUCUACAUUGAGCACCACAAGCGAUAUGAUCCUGCCUACGCGGAUGCGCGCUUCAGGGCACAGAAACUGGGCGACUUUAACUACUUUUAUUCGUACAUGAGCCAGCCAAAGAGCCAGCUAGAGACCUUCAAAGCAUGGGCUGGUGUUGAUUCCGACAUCUCCUACUACCUCAACUCCCACCACAUCGAUAUCAACGAGUCCAUGGUUCCUGACUGGAAGCCAGUGCGUGUCAUGGCCAGCGCGGCCAAAGGAAUAGCUACUGGCCUGGGCUGCGAUCCCGCAACCGAGGACACCAUCACACUGCUCACCAAUUGGGUGAAGAAGGAUGACCCGAGCAAAGUCGCAACCGGUGUCUACACAGCUGGCUGGGCAGCACCACAAAAGGCUGGUGUACACUCGAAUCAAUAUUUCCAUUAUAUGGCCUCGACCGGAGAGAUUCGCGUCAACCAGGCCAAGCGAGGCUACGACGUUACUGACGACGAGACUGGCCUGCUAUGGUACAACCCUUUCUACAUGAAGUAUGCCCCUGACGAGGAGGGCAACUUUGCGGGCCAGAUUGGCUACGGCUACAUUUCCUUUGAAAAGUUCAUUGAUGCCGUCAACAAGCUCAAUGCGGGUGAAGUCACACUCGACCAGUUAGAUGCGCGACCACUACCAACGCUGAAGAACACCAUUGCGACAACAGCCAUUCUAGAAGCCGGCCGGAGAUCGCUAGACGAGAACCGUCCCAUUGAUAUUAUCCAAGAAAACGGAGUCUGGUCCCUAAAAUAGUCACUGGUGGUAUUUAGUACAAUCAUAU